Molecule: messenger RNA, 2196 nt
Organism: Setaria italica (foxtail millet)
Lineage: Eukaryota; Viridiplantae; Streptophyta; Magnoliopsida; Poales; Poaceae
Exons: 5
Coding region: 1-1917 (638 amino acids)
Source: RefSeq, a predicted model, not a curated record
AUGAGUGUGUCUGAAUUGGUCUCAGCUCCGAAGCAGCAUCCUCAGCAACAACUGCCAGAACGAGAUAUGCAUGGGACGACGACACUUGCUUGGCAGCAAAGGGAUAGGAUGAGACUUGAGUACUUAAACAACAAAAUUUGGAAGGAUGAUACAGUUUGUGUGAACAUGCUAAGACUAAAUAGAGCCAAGUUCUUUCGGUUUUGCAACCUAUUCAGGGAUCGUGGUUUGCUUGAAGAUACCAUCCAUUGUUGUGUUGAGCAGCAAGUGGCAAUGUUUCUAAAUACCGUGGGGCACAACCUUAGGAACAGAGUAGUUGGGACUAAUUUUGAUAGAUCCGGAGAAACAGUCAGUCGUUAUUUUAACAGGGUUCUUCGUGCUGUUGGUGAGCUACGAGGGGAAUUAAUUACGCCUCCAUCAUUGGAAACUCCUACUAAAAUACAAGGGAACCAUAGAUGGGAUCCUUACUUUAAGGAUUGUAUUGGAGCCAUCGAUGGUACACAUGUAAGAGCCUCUGUUCCUAAAGAUAUGGAGUUAGCCUUUCGUGGUAGGAAGUCAUAUGCCUCUCAAAAUGUAAUGGCUGCCGUAGAUUUUGAUCUCCGGUUCACCUAUGUAUUGGCUGGUUGGGAGGGGACAGCACAUGAUGCACUAGUGUUAAGAGAUGCUUUGGAGCGUGAGAAUGGACUUCGAGUGCCACAAGGAAAAUUCUACCUAGUUGAUGCCGGAUAUGGAGCAAAACCAGGAUUCUUGCCCCCUUUUCGUGGUGUUCGUUAUCACUUGAAUGAGUGGGGGAAUAAUCCUGUCCAAAAUGAGAAGGAGCUAUUCAACCUUAGGCACUCAUCUCUUCGUAUCACAGUAGAGCGUGCAUUUGGGUGUCUAAAGAGAAGAUUCAAAAUUCUCGAUGAUGCCACUCCUUUCUUUCCUUUCCCAACUCAAGUAGACAUUGUUGUUGCUUGCUGCAUCAUUCACAAUUGGGUUAUACAAGAUGGAAUUGAUGAGUUCUUCAUAGAAGACAAUAAUUUUUCAAGUUAUAACCAUGCUACAACAUACAGUGGACAAGCACAUGAGCAUACCGAGAUGGGACUUGGGAGAGGUACUGGUGUGGCUGCCUGGACAGCGCCAAUGUCCAAUUUCAUGCUGAAAAAUCUUGCCAAUGUCGUUGCCAGUGGUGUUAAAACAGGAAAGGGCUUCAAAAAGGUCUAUUUCAAUGCAUGUGCUAGAGCUGUCAAUGAAAAAUUCAACACUACGCUCAAUGGUGAGCAGAUUAAGAACCAUCUGAAGACAUGGCAAAGAAAGUGGGCAAAGAUAACACGACUCAAGAGCUUGAGUGCAUCUGGAUUCGAUGAAGAGAACUACAUCAUCACCCUUGAUGAGGAGCACUACAAUGGCCAUGUGCACGAUCACAAGGCUGAUGCCGAGUAUUUAAACAAGCCUCUUGAGAACUAUGCUGAGAUGGAAACAAUCUUUGGGAAGGAUAUGGCUACUGGCAAGUUUGCAAAGGAUUCAAGUGCUCCUCUUGGUACAGAAGAUGGUGAUACUGAAGAUGGGGCUGCAAAUGGUACAGAAGAGGAUCCUAGUAGUGCUUUUGAGGAAGGGGCAACAUCUAAUGCAAGACCUAACAAGAGGGCCAAGAUUGUUGAAAGUGCAGAGGAGGGGUUGAUUGGUGCGUUCAACAGAGUUGGUGACAAGCUUGCCAUGGCUAUAACGCAGGUUGCUAAAUCUAAUAAUGAGCUGCCAGAAGAUCUCUUUGACAAAGUGAAUAGCCUUUCAGUUUCAGGCUUUAAUGAUCUUCAGAUAUCCACAUACUAUGCGCAUCUGGUGGCCAAUCCUCUCAUUGGUAAAGCUUUCUAUGGCUUGCCAUUUCAGCACCAGUUACAUUGGAUGGCUAUGUUUGUUAGUGAGAGGUUCCCUGGACAGUAGGUGCUUUUGGAACAUACAACUAGUGAUAGUGGUAAAGCUUUCUUUUGCUAACUAGGCCAUGUUUGUUACACCUGAUAGUUGUAACGGUCUCUUUUGUCAGUCAUAUUUCUUUUGCUAACUGUGGCCUAUCAUAUAGUAUGCCUUGAACUUUCUAUAUUGUGUAAGGCAUGGAUUUGAUGUAAUGGUACUGUGGUAAAUGCCAUCUAUAUAUAUGAAUGAUAUUUGAUGGUAAACAGUUCGGUUUGCUACCAAGCUUCCUUUUGUUUAUUGCAUUCUCAA